AUGCUCGUAUGUAUAAUUCUAAAGAGGCCUGUUGAUUCUUUAGAUGAUCCGUCAGAUCAGUUUUUGGUAAAGAACAUACCUGCAACAUAUACGAAACUUGAAGGUAUUGACCCUGAGGAAAGGGAUGUGUUUGAAGGUUUUAGAACCUCUUUUUUGCCAGCCGAAGAAAUCUUGCUCGCGCAGAGAAAAUGGAAAAGGGCACUGUAUGAUGAAAAAAAGAUCGGAGACUCGUUUAUUUGGGAAAACACGGAUGAGAAAUUAGAAACACCAACUCGAACUAAGCGUAAAAGUCAUCUUCCAUAUUCUUCCACGGACUUUUUCGCAGAAGAUACCGGUGGAAACGUUGAUGAUGAAUAUUAUGAUUUAUCUAUAGAAAAUUAUACAUCUGAGGCUAGUCAUGAAACUGCGGAGACUAUCAAGAAUGACUUUAAUAAAAAAACUAUUUACCAAGAGAUUUAUGUAGACCGAGGGCCGUUGGAUGAUGUUGUAGAACAAGUGCGAAGGCAGCCAGAAUUAGAAGAAGGUGAAAUGGGUUCUUCUGCACAUUUAUACAAGCCUUCAAAUUUCCAUACGGGUAUUCAUGCCUUUUGGAAAGGUGAAGGAGAUCGAAUAACUAUCAGAAAGACACAGGCUAAUAUUAUGAAACAGUAUAUGGAUGCAGAAGCCGAUCCUUGUCAUGAUUUCUAUCAAUAUGCUUGCGGCAAUUGGGCUGCACUUAAUCCUAUACCUCCCGACAAAGCGGGGUAUGAUACGUUUGAGAUGCUUAGAGAAAAUUUGGAUGCAGUGCUUAAAGAUUUAUUAGAAUUUAAAAGUUUUGAAAAAGUUGAAAGUGUAUACCCCGGGCAACAUUUGGACAUAAAAAAACGUGGCCAUCAGCCUUUAUUGGAUUUGCUCGACUUACUGGGUGGUUGGCCUAUAUUAAAUCCAGAUUGGAAUGACAGCAAAUUCAAUUGGUUAGAACUUAUGGCAAAAUUGCGAGUUUAUAACAAUGACAUUUUAAUAUCUGAAUGGGUUGGACCUGAUAUAAAAAAUUCGGAUGAGUUCGUCAUUCAGUUCGAUCAAACAAGUUUAGGAUUGCCAACGAGAGACUACUUUUUACAAGAGUCUAAUAAAGUUUAUUUAGACGCUUAUAAAACUUAUUUGACGACAAUCGCACUACUCUUAGGCGGAAAAAUUGAUCAUGUGAAAAAAUGUGCUGAUAAAUUAAUUGAUUUUGAAAUAAAUCUUGCUAAAAUUACAUCGGCCCCAGAGGAUAGACGUAAUGUAUCCGAAAUCUAUCAAAGGAUGCCAAUUUGGAAACUGAUAGAUCUCAUACCUGAGGUCGACUGGAUACAGUACUUGUGUAUUGUAAUGAAUAAAACGAUCAAUGAAAACGAGACGAUUGUCCUUUUUGCACAUAACUACGUCUCGCAUCUCGUGAAAUUAAUAAAUAAAACGGAAGCAGACACUUUGGCAAAUUAUCUCUUGUGGCGAUUUGUUAGACACAGGGUUAACAACCUCGAUGACCGUUUUCAAUCAGCAAAACAGCAGUUCUAUUAUGUUCUUUUCGGACGCGAAGAAGCACCACCGAGAUGGAAGAAUUGCAUAUCUCAGGUGAAUUCGAAUAUGGGCAUGGCAUUAGGUUCAAUGUUCGUUCGGAAGUAUUUUGACGAGAUGAGCAAAAAUGAUACUCUCAAAAUGACCAGAGAGAUUCAGCAAUCAUUCAGGGAGAUUUUGCGCACGACUCACUGGAUAGACGAUGCAACUAAAAAACUGGCUCGUCACAAAGUAGACUCGAUGAUGUUAAGGAUCGGAUAUCCUGACUUUAUUCUUAAUAAGAAAGAAUUGGAUGAUAGAUACAAGGAAGUGAAAAUUCAUCCGGACAAAUAUUUCGAAAACAUUUUGAAUAUAUUACAGCAUCUGACAAAAAUGGAACAGUCACGAAUCGGACAGCCAGUGAAUAAGUCACUUUGGAACACGGCACCAGCGGUGGUCAACGCAUAUUACAGCCGGAAUAAAAACCAAAUCAUGUUCCCGGCCGGUAUUUUGCAGCCCCCAUUCUACCACCGUCAUUUUCCGCGCUCAUUGAACUAUGGCGGCAUUGGUGUUGUAAUUGGUCAUGAAAUUACCCAUGGAUUUGACGAUAAGGGGCGCCUGUUCGAUUGUGAGGGCAACUUGCACCGUUGGUGGUCCGAUCCAGCCAUCGAGGCGUUCCACAACCGAGCCCAAUGCCUCAUCGACCAAUACGGGCGUUAUGUUGUGCCCGAAGUCAAUAUGAAACUCGAUGGCGUUAACACUCAGGGAGAAAAUAUAGCAGAUAACGGUGGUGUAAAACAAGCCUUUCACGCGUACCUAAAAUGGCUUGAGCAUCACGAUGCGAAGGACGAAACCUUGCCUGGAUUAAAUCAUACACAUACUCAACUAUUCUUUCUCAACUUUGCACAGGUGUGGUGUGGCGCAAUGAGGCCGGAGGCGAUGAGGAACAAGCUGAAGACGGCGGUGCACUCGCCCGGCAGAUUCCGCGUCAUCGGAACCCUGUCAAACUCCAAAGACUUCGCAAAGGAGUUUGGGUGCCCGCCGGGCUCGCCGAUGAACCCCAAACAGAAAUGUUCGGUGUGG
Iphiclides podalirius (scarce swallowtail) is the source of this 2598-nucleotide messenger RNA. Lineage: Eukaryota; Metazoa; Arthropoda; Insecta; Lepidoptera; Papilionidae. The record is from the annotation of a GenBank genome assembly.